Molecule: messenger RNA, 996 nt
Organism: Dictyostelium discoideum AX4
Lineage: Eukaryota; Evosea; Eumycetozoa; Dictyosteliales; Dictyosteliaceae
Product: short-chain dehydrogenase/reductase family protein
Exons: 3
Coding region: 1-996 (331 amino acids)
Source: RefSeq, a predicted model, not a curated record
AUGAUAUUAUUUGAAGAUGUUGUAAAAUCAUUUAUUGAUAAUAUGAAUGAUUAUUUAAUGAUUAUAGUUUCAUUCUUUGGUAGUUUAUUAUUAUUAUUAAUUGGACCAUUUUUAAAUUUAAUUAAUAUUACAAAGAAUAAAACUAAAUUUGGUACACCAAAAACAAUUGUUAUCACUGGAAGUAAUAGUGGUAUGGGUAGAGGUAUUGCAAUUGCAUAUGCAAAACCAGGUGUAACAUUAGGUUUAAUCGGUAGAAACAUUGAAAGAUUACAAGACGUUAAAAAUGAAUGUAUUAAAAAAGGUGCCAAUGUUAUCAUUGAAUCAAUUGAUAUCACUGAUAAAGAAAAAAUGAAUAAUUGGUUAUUAUCAUUUGAUAAAAAGUAUACUGUUGAUAUUUUAAUUGCAAAUGCUGCUGUAAGUGAAUUAAUGUUACCAAAAGAAUUAAAUUUUAAUGAUAGAACAUAUGAACUUACAAAUAUAAAUGUAAUGGGUAUGUUAAAUACAGCAUUACCAUUAAUUGAAAAUUUUGAAAAAAGGGGUAAUGGUCAAAUUGUUUUAGUAUCAAGUUUAACUAGUUAUUUGAAUUUUGUAUUACCAACUUAUUGUGGAUCAAAAGCAUUUGUAACAUCAUUUGGAUUAACAUUAAGAAAUAGAUUAAAGGAUAGUGGUGUUGGUGUUUCAAUUGUUGCACCUGGUUUUGUUGAUACUCCAAUGUCUGAUUCAUUGAAACAAGAUUCAUUACCAUUCUCUGUUACACCAAAUCAAGCUGCUACAAUAAUAUUAGAUGGUAUUAGUAAGAAUAAAGCUUUUAUUGCUUUCUCAUUACCAACUUUAUUAUUCACCUACUUUGUAAAUAUUAUCCCACCAAAUCUUAAAGAUUCUUGGAAUUAUAUAAGUACAUUUUUCUUUAAACAUCCAGAAUUUAAUCCUCCAAAUACUAGUAAUAGUAAUAGUAAUAAUACAGAUUCUUCAUCUUCAAAAUUUAAAAAAAAUUAA